Messenger RNA from Cuscuta campestris, 792 nucleotides. NCBI's taxonomy places the organism in Eukaryota, Viridiplantae, Streptophyta, Magnoliopsida, Solanales, Convolvulaceae. The record is from the annotation of a GenBank genome assembly.
CUGUUUGACUCCCUUAUCCCUUCGUUCAUGGGCCUAUAAAUUGGCCCUCUCCUUGCAUUGUGAAGUCCAUCUCUUCAUCCCUUUUGUUAAUCUUUUCAUGGCUUCCAAUAAUUCCAUGGAGAUAGGUCCUCGGCCUUCCCAGAAGGAGACCAAUUGCUGCCAUCCUCCUCCGCCGGAGGAUGCCGAAUCUCGUACGAGUUCAUGGUGGUACCGCGCAAAGAAGUUGGAGAGGCGUAUUAAACGUCUCCGAAAGCUCGUGAAUUACCUUCAUGGGGUUCCCCAACAGGCAGCGUCUUCGGUUGAGCCUGUUCAGCCGGCUGUUGAUGCCAUCCCCGCGGAGGGAACGUCCUUCAUCCGGGCUACUCCACCCUGUUCUUUCCUCAUGGCAGACUCGCUCUUGCCCAGUUCUCCCACUGCUCCGACUGCGGUGGGGAAAUGUGCCGACCCCGAUCUAUCUUCUUUGAGUGAGGAUUCUGUCCAGAGUCCUUUCUGCCAAGAAUCCGCCGCAACGGAGGUUUCACAGAAGUCUGGCCGCUUGGUGCGCAAGGUGGGGACGAACGUGCGUGCUUAUCUCGCAGGCUUUCGUCGUGCCCACCGGAAGAAAACAACCAGUGCCAACCUCAAAGCGCAGUUUGUGUCUGAUCAUGAUGCUUCCUCCGUAGACUCUUCAUUUUCUGAAGAGAUAAAUGUGUACUUUGACCAUUCGGGAAAUAACGCUUCAUGUUCUUGUGCCUGAAUUAUGAUGUAUUGCCGCUUUGGGCGAAUUUCGUGUAAUAAAAUUGCCUGUGUUCU